Messenger RNA from Odocoileus virginianus texanus, 1256 nucleotides. Its product is annotated as prostaglandin F synthase 1. Gene Ontology annotation, biological process: progesterone metabolic process; prostaglandin metabolic process; doxorubicin metabolic process. NCBI's taxonomy places the organism in Eukaryota, Metazoa, Chordata, Mammalia, Artiodactyla, Cervidae. The record is from RefSeq and is a predicted model, not a curated record. Gene Ontology annotation, cellular component: cytosol. Gene Ontology annotation, molecular function: ketosteroid monooxygenase activity; aldose reductase (NADPH) activity; bile acid binding.
AAGAAAAAAAUCAGAGUCUGCUUACUCAGAGGAGCAACAGGCAAUGGAUCCCAAAAGCCAGAAGGUGAAGCUUAAUGAUGGCCAUUUCAUUCCUGUCCUGGGAUUUGGAACCUAUGCACCUGAGGAGGUUCCUAAGAGUGAAGCUCUGGAGGCCACCAAAUUUGCUAUAGAGAUUGGGUUCCGCCAUAUAGACAGUGCUCACUUGUAUCAAAAUGAAGAACAGGUUGGCCAGGCCAUUCGAAGCAAGAUUGCAGAUGGCACUGUGAAGAGAGAAGACAUAUUCUACACUUCAAAGCUUUGGUGCACUUCCCUUCGACCAGAAUUUGUCCGACCAGCCUUGGAAAAGUCACUGAAAAAUCUUCAACUGGACUAUGUUGAUCUCUAUAUUAUUCAUUCUCCAGUGUCCCUGAAGCCAGGGAAUGAAUUUGUUCCAAAAGAUGAAAGUGGAAAACUGAUAUUUGACUCGGUGGAUUUCUGUCACACGUGGGAGGCCCUGGAGAAGUGUAAGGAUGCAGGGCUGACCAAGUCCAUCGGGGUGUCCAACUUCAACCACAAGCAGCUGGAGAAGAUCCUGAACAAGCCGGGGCUCAAGUACAAGCCCGUCUGCAACCAGGUGGAAUGUCACCCUUACCUCAACCAGAGCAAACUGUUAGAGUUCUGCAAGUCACAUGAUAUUGUCCUAGUUGCUUAUGCUGCUCUGGGAUCCCAACUAUUAUCAGAAUGGGUGAACUCAAACAAUCCUGUUCUCUUGGAGGACCCAGUUCUUUCUGCCAUUGCCAAAAAGCACAAGCAAACCCCAGCUCUGGUUGCCCUUCGCUACCAGAUACAACGUGGAGUUGUGGUUCUGGCCAAGAGUUUCAACAAGAAGCGUAUCAAGGAGAACAUGCAGGUGUUUGACUUUGAACUGACUCCAGAAGAUAUGAAAGCAAUCGAUGGCCUCAAUCGUAAUAUAAGAUACUAUGAUUUUCAACAGGGUAUUGAUCACCCUGAGUAUCCAUUUUCUGAAGAAUAUUGACUGUGAGGUGUCCAUCAUGCCUUCUACCUGAACGUCUUGCUUCUAGGGCUGUGAAGAGCAUUUCUAUACUUGGUGGAGGUGUUUAAGUGUCUGAACUUUUGAAAGCUUGUUUUUCUUUAAAAAUCUUUUAUGAACUAAUCAAGAUUUCAAAUAUGGGUACUAGUUUUUCCUGAUAACAAAAUAAUUUGAAAAAUAAAGGGGAAAAGACAGAAAAUAAAGAUAACCCGAUUAACCCAUUUAA